AUGUUCAGUCACUUGAAUAAUGGUAUAUCUUGUAUUCUUAUUCUAGUUAUUUUUAAAUCUACAAUUGUAGAUAAUAAAAACUGUUCGUCAUCUUACCAAAAGACUUGUUCUCUUGCAUCAUUGGUUUGGUGUUGCCCAGCAAUAUCAAAUGUGGAAUGUGGAAGUGAGAUCUUUGCAUGUCAUUAUAGAACAAUACCAACAUUUCGUCCAAUAAUGUUUCAAUAUGUUACGCGACCAGAUUUUCUUAAUAGACCAAUAUCUCAUGCACCUUCAUCUUCUGGACUCAUUUUGGGAUUAGAAAUACUUAGUGGAAUUUUCAUCGUUUGCUGUAUUUAUAUUCCUCUGAUAUAUCUGAUUAUUCGCACAUGUUGGCGAUGCUGUUUACGUGUUUCUCCACGUAACCAACGUAUAGUUGAACUACAGCAAAUGACAGGACAAUCUACACUAAAUGUUUCUACACCGUAUGAUAGUGAACAAUCGGUGUCAACAAUUUCUGGUAUAUUCGAAGCACUCCCACCACCAUACCACAUUGCUAUUGAUAAACAUCGUUCAGAAGUUUCACCACCAUCAUACGAUAUUGCACUUCCUCAUCUGGCAUCUGUACAUCAACUCCAAUCAUUUUCUACAGCAACGAUGGUUAAGGACAUUAUUUUACAAGUUUAG
Molecule: messenger RNA, 663 nt
Organism: Adineta steineri
Lineage: Eukaryota; Metazoa; Rotifera; Eurotatoria; Adinetida; Adinetidae
Source: the annotation of a GenBank genome assembly